This is a messenger RNA of Beta vulgaris subsp. vulgaris (sugar beet), 1754 nucleotides long. RefSeq names its product ethylene-responsive transcription factor RAP2-2. The coding region runs from base 153 to 1325 and encodes 390 amino acids. Lineage: Eukaryota; Viridiplantae; Streptophyta; Magnoliopsida; Caryophyllales; Amaranthaceae. The record is from RefSeq and is a predicted model, not a curated record. The transcript is spliced from 2 exons. Gene Ontology annotation, molecular function: DNA binding; DNA-binding transcription factor activity. Gene Ontology annotation, biological process: ethylene-activated signaling pathway; regulation of DNA-templated transcription.
CAAUCUUACUCGAGUUCUACCAAUUUCUUUUACCAAACCAACAAAAUUAGUAAACAAAAAAAAAUAACCCUCAAAGAUUUCCAAUUACAUUUCCUUCAUAAAAAAGACCAAGAAACAAAAAAAAAAAAAAAAAGAACUAGUAAAGAAUCAUCAUGUGUGGAGGAGCAGUAAUCUCCGACUUCAUACCCACUGGUAGAUCUCAUAAGCUGACCGCUGAUUAUUUGUGGCCUGAUCUCAACGGUGCAGGAGCAAAGAAGGUUAACUCUGGCUAUUCUAAGCCAUUGAGAUCUGGGAUCAUUAAUGUUGAUGAUGAUGAUGAUGAUGAGGCUUUUGAAGCUGAUUUUCUAGAGUUCAAAGAUGAGUCUGAUGAAGAUAUUUCUGUUACUGAAGAUUUCAAGCCCUUUUCUUUUGGAGUUUUCAAGUCUAAACUUUCUUCUGGAUUGAAGCCUGUGGAAUUCAAUAGCCCUGCUGAAAAGUCCGCCAAGAGAAAGAGAAAGAACCAGUACCGUGGUAUCCGACAGCGCCCAUGGGGUAAAUGGGCUGCUGAGAUCCGUGACCCUAGGAAGGGCGUUCGAGUUUGGCUCGGAACCUUCAACACUGCUGAAGAAGCUGCUAGGGCAUAUGACGCCGAGGCACGGAAGAUCCGUGGUGAGAAGGCUAAGGUGAAUUUCCCUGAAGAAGCAGCACCGGUAUCUGCUGCUGCUCCUAGGCGUACUGUUAAAGCCCGCUCUCAGAAAACUGUUGCCAAGAAAAACUCAACAGCACCACCACAAAACAUAAACCAAAACUUCAAUCUCAUGAACAAUGUUGAGAAUGAGUUUUACAGUAGUUUUGCUUUAGUGGAAGAGAAACCACAAGUUAAGCAGUUUGAGUGUUCUGAACCAAUGCCUGCUGUAGGAGGAGAGGUAGGAUUUAAACCCUUUAAUGAUGCUACUACUGGUUUGUAUUUCACUUCAGAGGAAGGUAGUAACUCCUUUGAUUGUUCUGAUUUUGGUUGGGGAGAAAAUGUCCCGAAAACUCCAGAAAUAUCAUCCUUCUUUGCGACUGCCCUUGAUGGUGGUGAUGUGCUCGAUGAUGGGUUUGCAACAAAGAAAUUGAAAUCUACAUCAGGAGACGCUGUACCUGCUGAUAACAGUGGAAAAAGCCUAUCUGAGGAGCUCUCUGAUGCUGAUUUUGAUUCCCAGUUGAAUUUCUUAGAUAUGCCUUAUCUUGAUGAGAACUGGGCUAUCAAUGCUUUCCUUGGAAAUGAUGCAUCUAAUGAGGAUAGUUCGAUGAAUCUGUGGAGCUUCGAUGACCUCCCGGCUCUGUCCGGGACAGUCUUCUGAGCCAAGGGUGCGCUCUUAGCUAGCCUUCUCCAUGUAAAUAAAACAUGUUAGUUUAUCAUCUUUGGUUAACUAGUCUUUGUAUGUUGAGUCAUUAUGAUAAAAUCUUUGGAUUUUGGGUUCAAAAUUUUAACCCGGAAGAGGUGAUUCGGAUCUUUCUUUUGAUCAAUUUUCAGGCUGUUCGUGAGGUGCCUUUAAAAUAUGAGAUUGCCUUGUGGUGUUUGUUGGGCAGCCGCUGUUAUAUGCGAGUACAUAGGUAACUUUAGGUUCGCCCUUUGCAUUGAGACUCUUUAAAAGUUUAAGAAUAUGUAUUUUGUUGUAAUUUAUGCAGACUUUGAUGAAAGCUCUAUGCUUUCAACCUGUUAUCGCGCUUUUAAACUAUGGUUCCUUGCUUUUAUAUCUAAUGUAUCCGCUAUUGGAUAUGUUGCUUAA